UCAUGAUUUGGGUUUUGAAAUGAAUUCUGAUAUUAUAUAAAUUGGAUUUCGGGAGAACAGAAAGACUUACCGAAUAUACGAGUUAACAUAGUACGAGUUGUUUAGAAUAAUAUAUGAUCGAUCGAGUUAUCUUUCUUUUCGAUUUCCGGCUUAUCUCCUUAGCAACGAAGACUCAUAUGACAGCCAUAACAGCAGGUUCUCGUUGACAAACAAGAAAGAAAAGAUGCCGCGCCCACGCUCUGCCCGCUCGGACACCAGCGAUGCUGACAUGGAGGGACUCCAGGAACAGGAGCUGGUCAAGCUCCAGAGGCAGUACCGCCUGAUGGAGGGGGACCGAGCUGCCUAUACAGAGGAGUCACAGAACAUCAUCAGGAAACAAAAAACUGAGGUAGCCCAGCUUGAAGCAGAGAAACAAGAACUCUUAAAGGAGUUAAGAUUGGCAGAGAGCAGAUCUAACCAGAACUUGGAUGAAACAAACACAGACACACUGGUGGUUCUAGCAGAGGCUAAAGAGGAUUAUGAAACUGAGAUAAAUGAAGAGAAACAAGCCCACAAUGAUCUAGAUGCCCAAAUUCGUGAGUGGGAGAAGAAGAUUCGAAAUCAGAACAAGAACAUGGGAGGGGUUCACAUGAGUUCCCAACACACUGUUCAGACACAGAAGUCCAUCAGAACAUUGGAAAACAGACUGGAUCAGUCCAAGAAACAAUUUAACGCCAUCCUGACCCAGAACUCUGUGUACAGAGAAGAAAUAGAGAGCUUAAGAGUGGAAAGAAACAGAUUUGACAAUCUAUAUCGAAAAUUAGACAAGGAAUUGUCCAAUCUGCGAAAAGAGAAAGGCGAGCUGAUUGAGAAAUCCACUCAGUCCUAUGAUGCCAGGGAUGAGGCCCAAGCAAAGAUGAUUCUUUUGAAAGAGAGGGCAGACAAAGACCAACAACAGCAUAAUGCUGAGAUGAAGGAGCUGUUGAGAAUUAUUGACCAUGAAAGGAACCUGAGGGAAUUCAUGGGAAUCAAAGGUCAGGAGAGAGUGGACGACCCACAGCUGGUGGCCUGGAGACAGAAGAAAGAGGCCCAGGAAGCAGAGCGUAAGAAGGAGAGCCAGGAAGAUUCUGUGGAAACAUAUGAGGCAGCCUUUGAGAGGAUCAAGGAAAUGACUGGAGAGGAGGAUCUUGACUUGCUGGUGGAGAGGUUCAUCGAAACAGAGGACAAGAACUUUGCUUUGUUCAACUUUGUCAAUGAACAAAAUAAUGAAAUUGAAUUGCUUCAUGAACACAUUGAUGAGAAAAAUAAUGAAAUUGAGAAAUUCAAAUUACAAGGCAUUGAACUUGAAGACCAAAGAAAGAAAAUUCUCAAAGAACUGGAGGAACAACAACUGGUUUGUUCUCAGGAAGCUGAUGAAUACUCCAAAAAGAACAAGGAAAUCUCCAAAAUUCUUGAUCAGCUUAGAGCGGGUAUUGAUUCGUUGUUCAAUAAAAUUAACUGUGAUAGAGCGGUAAUUGACGAUAUGUUGGGUGCCCAGUCAGGCGUAACGGACAGUAACAUGAUUCAGUAUCUGGGAAUAAUUGAACAGAGGACAAAUGAACUGCUGGCAGUACAGAGUUAUGUCAAUACCAAGGAUGAGGAUCGAUAUCCCCAGAAGCCUCCUAGUCUACUAGGGGGAGGGCCUGGGGCACCUGCACAACAAUGGCCCAUUCAUCCGCCCGGCUUUGGGGAUGAAUACGACAGCGAAGGCAGCGAGGCAAGUGAUGAUGAGGCGAGGCCACUGACGCGGAACGAACUUCAGAACAAAGUGAUGAAGACUGUCCGGAAACGGGAAUCUGCCGCCAAAAAGGACGGCUUCAAGUACGACCUAUCGAACGCGCGCGAAAUGCAGAAGAAUAAAAAAGACAAAAAGUGAUAAAAUUUGUACGCAUUCUUUGUGUAUAAGAACCGUACUGGGACGGAAUACCUGGAGUGAAAUGUCAGGACUCACGAUAAGAACGAAUAGCUGUAACAUUUGGCUCUGUCGCCAAAUUUUUUAUACAAACUCUUGUUUCACUUUUGUGUAUACAAUGUAAGUAUAACUCCAGUCUAUUGAUGUUCAAUUUUGAAAAGAAAAAAAAAUUGAAUGUAUUAUACAUAACUGCAUUGUAUUUUUAUAUGUACAAAUAAAUCGUUGAUUUUGAUUA
Ostrea edulis (European flat oyster) is the source of this 2165-nucleotide messenger RNA. Its product is annotated as coiled-coil domain-containing protein 63-like. Gene Ontology annotation, cellular component: axoneme. The transcript is spliced from 11 exons. The coding region runs from base 224 to 1894 and encodes 556 amino acids. The record is from RefSeq and is a predicted model, not a curated record. Gene Ontology annotation, biological process: outer dynein arm assembly; cilium movement. NCBI's taxonomy places the organism in Eukaryota, Metazoa, Mollusca, Bivalvia, Ostreida, Ostreidae.